Molecule: messenger RNA, 741 nt
Organism: Sphenostylis stenocarpa
Lineage: Eukaryota; Viridiplantae; Streptophyta; Magnoliopsida; Fabales; Fabaceae
Source: the annotation of a GenBank genome assembly
AUGGAUGAUGGCGUGUCCCAGUUGCCGCCGAGGUUGAGGUGGAGACAACAAUGGAAAGAGAAGAAGAGGGUGGAAGAGUUAGUGGUACCCCCGGACCAGAUGCGACCUACGACCGAGGAGCCACUAUUGUCCGCCAUGGGGGACUCGCCGACGGAGUGGUCGACAAUCGUGCUGGAAGUGAAAGUGCCUGCUGGCAAAGAACGUAUCCCUAUAGAAAUGGACGUGAACGACACCGUUCUGAAGCUGAAGGAGAAGGUUCUUGAACAGAAAGAUAUGUACGCCGUGGGAUUGGAGAGAGUAGUGCUGCAAUAUCAUAGAAAGCCCGUGGAAUUGCUGGAUGAACAGUUGUUGAAGGAUUUCGUAGAUUCCGAUCGACGUGAGAUCGACGUGUACAUAAUGCCACCGCGGCGACCGCCACGAAAGGUGAGGUUGAAGGUGAUGGUGGCGCCGAUGAACUCGAAAGAGAGGUUAGAGAUGGAGGUGAGGGCUGAGGAGCGCGUGGCGGUGUUGAGGGUGUUGCUGGAGAAGGCGCACCGGAUAGUUAGGUUUCGUCUUCCUACUCUCGGUCGUUAUGUUUUCAUUCACAAUGAUAAAACGAUGGACGAAAAAAUGUCGUUUCGAUGGCACCGUGUUCUGCACGGUGACACCAUUCGCACCCUGGAUAGGCACUUGGUGCAACCGAACACCGUUGAUGGAUGCUUGACGCAAGAUCAGAAAGACGUCGCCGAAGAUCGAUCUUGA